AUUCAUUAUUGGAAGCACAUGAAAAAUUGAAAAAAGAUCAAGAGGAUAUGAAGAAAUCAAAAGGAAAACUAGAAGCUGUUGCAAUACUACGUGAAUCAAAGGAAAGAACAAAACAAUACCAACAA
Entrophospora sp. SA101 is the source of this 125-nucleotide messenger RNA. The record is from the annotation of a GenBank genome assembly. Lineage: Eukaryota; Fungi; Glomeromycota; Glomeromycetes; Entrophosporales; Entrophosporaceae.